GCCCCUGCGGGCAGCGCUCCGCGGGCUGCAGGCGGCAUCCGCGGGGCCGGCGCCUCCCGGAGGAAACGUUUGUCAAUACUGUAUAUCGCCAGAACAUCAAGCCCUACACAGACUCCAAGCACAGAAGCUUUUGCUCCCUGCCUGGGACAUCCCGUAUGCAGACCCGCGUGGGCAUUGUUGUAAGAAACAGAAGCUGUGUUCAGCACAGAUGCCAGCCUUCUCCAAGGAGUAACCUCUCCAUCCCCAAGUGACGCCAGCUCCUGCUAGUAUCAUGGGACCAGACGGUGGCUUCUUCAGCAGUGGACGGGUCCACAUCAUCCUGUGGGGAAGCCUGGCAGCUGUGACAACACUCCUAUUCCUCACCUUCCUCAUCUUCCUCUGCUCCAGCUGCAACAGGGAAAAGAAGUCCAAACAUCAGAAUGGAGAUCAUGAAAAUCUGAUGAACGUGCCUUCCGAGAAGGAGGUGUUCAGCCACUCCAUCACGAGCUCGGCCACAGAGCCGCCCCCCAGCAGUGAGCAGAACGGGGCGCUCAGCAAUGGCGAGGUGCUCUCAGAGGACAGUACAACUGCCUGUAUCCAGCCUUAUGAAGAAGUACAAACAUCUGUCUCUGAUCUGCUAGAUCCACAAGACAGUCUUGGAAAAUCCAUAAAAUGUCACCAGAGCCGGGAACUACCCAGUAUUCCCCCUAACAAUACCAUGGAAACCAUCAUCUCAGCUAGGAAUGCAGAAAAUGAUCAAGGUCUUGGAAUGGAAGGGCCUUACGAAGUCUUAAAAGACAGCUCCUCUCAAGAGAACAUAGUUGAAGACUGCUUGUAUGAAACUGUGAAGGAAAUCAAAGAUGUUGGAGCAGCAGCCAACAUGGAAAGAAGCUGCAACAGAAAGUCAGCAGCUUCACUGAUGGCAUCUGAAGAUCAGGAUCAGAAUCCUGAGUACAGAAUUGAAUCGGCAGAAUACGCAUCUGUAGACCGAAAUAAAAAAAGUCGCCAAAGUGCUAAUUCAGAAAGCCCUCUUGACAACACACCAGAUGUAGAAGAUGAGCUUCCCCCUCCAGUACCCAUGAAACUUCUUGAUGAAAAUGAGAAUGUGCAAGAAAAAGAAGUGGAAGAAGGAGAAGGAACAGAAGGAGCAAGUGAACCAGAGAAGAGGCAUAGUUCGAUGUCUUACAAGUCUCGGGAGGAAGAUCCAUCUCUUACAGAAGACGAGAUCUCAGCCAUGUACUCUUCAGUGAGCAAGCCAGGACAGGCCAUCAAGGCACUGGAUUCUCCUUACACCUGUAUUCAAGAAAUUGCAUCUCAGAGGUCCCCGUCUGUUUGCAGUGGCCUCUAUGCAAGCGUGAAGGACUUUGAAAACACCCUCAGUACUACCACUGUGCCUCAGUCAGCAGACAGACCCAACGGGGAGCUGGAGCCUGACUAUGAAGCUAUCCAGGCAGUGAGCCAAGAAGAAGACAGGACCUUGUCUGUGCCUAACACAAACCACACUGCUCUUUCGGGAGAGAAUGACUAUGAGAGCAUAGGGGACUUGCAGCACCACAGGGAUGUCACCAGACUUUAACUACUCUGGCAGCCAGAUUUCAGCCUUUAUCUUAUCUGCUGGUGUUUUCAAAGGAACAUGUGAGACAAGAAGAGGGAAUCGCUUCUUAUUUUGAGGAACAAAGCUAAGUACAGAAUAGAAGUUGUGAAGAAGCCAUGCGUGCUUCAGCCUGGGUGUGAUAUCCAUGGGGUUGUUCUGGGUGGUGGAUGGAGGCUCACAGGAAAACUUAUUUUUUAUUGUUACCUUUUUAUUGUUAGUUCCAAGAUGGCCAGAAUUUGGGAAGGAGUGCUGUGUUUGUCGUCCUGAUAGGAUCCCAUACCAAAAAGACUGCCUUUACACAAAGCUAGCUUUUCAUUUUAGAAUAUUAUUUUAUGUCAUUUUCUUCAACAUAUUUUUGAAGAAUCGUUCUUCAUUCGAGUUCGGGCAUCCACUUCGUGGAGCAACUCACAGACCGUCACGCCUCUCCUCAGACUGACUUUGCAGGGCUGGGGAAGGUGUGCUAACCUCUGUGUCUUUGGGAGCGUGCUGUGAGUCAGCCUGCUGGGACCGUGAGUCCUUGCAGCGAGGUGGGGUUGAGAUGGAGGCAG
Cygnus atratus (black swan) is the source of this 2121-nucleotide messenger RNA. It is a transcript of the gene PAG1, whose product is annotated as phosphoprotein membrane anchor with glycosphingolipid microdomains 1. NCBI's taxonomy places the organism in Eukaryota, Metazoa, Chordata, Aves, Anseriformes, Anatidae. Bases 272 to 1555 code for a protein of 427 amino acids. The transcript has 9 exons. Gene Ontology annotation, biological process: negative regulation of T cell activation; intracellular signal transduction. The record is from RefSeq and is a predicted model, not a curated record. Gene Ontology annotation, cellular component: plasma membrane; membrane raft.